Molecule: messenger RNA, 8037 nt
Organism: Castor canadensis (American beaver)
Lineage: Eukaryota; Metazoa; Chordata; Mammalia; Rodentia; Castoridae
Source: RefSeq, a predicted model, not a curated record
UUUACAGGCAUCAUAGAUCUGAUAAAAGAAGAGAGUUGGUGCCCUGCUGAGACCUGUCUGGCUCCAUUGAUGACCUCCCCACAGGAACAGAAGCAACUUUGAGCUCAGCAGUUAGUGCCUCUGGGUCCACAAGCAGCCAGGGGGAUCAGAGCAACCCAGCUCAGUCACCUUUCUCUCCACAUGCAUCGCCCCAUCUCUCCAGCAUCCCAGGAGGCCCAUCACCUUCUCCUGUUGGCUCUCCUGUAGGAAGCAACCAGUCACGAUCUGGCCCAAUCUCUCCUGCAAGUAUUCCAGGCAGUCAGAUGCCACCUCAACCACCUGGGAGCCAGUCAGAAUCCAGUUCCCACCCUGCCUUGAGCCAGUCACCAAUGCCACAGGAAAGAGGUUUUAUGGCAGGCACACAAAGAAAUCCUCAGAUGUCUCAGUAUGGAACUCAACAGACAGGACCAUCCAUGUCACCCCAUCCUUCUCCUGGGGGCCAGAUGCAUCCUGGAAUGAGUAGCUUUCAGCAGAGUAACUCAAGUGGCACUUACGGUCCACAGAUGAGCCAGUAUGGACCCCAAGGUAACUACUCCAGAACUCCAACAUAUAGUGGGGUGCCUGGUGCAAGCUACAGCAGCCCAGGGCCCGGUAUGGGUAUCAAUGCCAACAACCAGAUGCAUGGACAAGGGCCAAGCCAGCCAUGUGGUGCUAUGCCCCUGGGACGAAUGCCAUCAGCUGGGAUGCAGAACAGACCGUUUCCUGGAAGUAUGAGCAGCGUGACGCCCAGUUCUCCUGGCAUGUCUCAGCAGGGGGGGCCAGGAAUGGGGCCACCAAUGCCCACUGUGAACCGUAAGGCCCAGGAGGCUGCUGCAGCCGUGAUGCAGGCUGCCGCAAAUUCAGCACAAAGCAGGCAAGGCAGUUUUCCUGGCAUGAACCAGAGUGGACUCAUGGCUUCCAGUUCUCCCUACAGCCAGCCCAUGAACAACAGCUCCAACCUGAUGAGCACACAGGUGCCACCCUACAGCAUGGCACCCACCAUGGUGAACAGCUCUACAGCAUCUAUGGGUCUUGCAGAUAUGAUGUCUCCUGGUGAAUCCAAACUACCCAUGCCUCUCAAAGCAGACGGCAAAGAAGAAGGCACUCCACAGCUCGAGAGCAAGUCAAAGGAUAGCUACAGCUCUCAGGGUAUAUCUCAGCCCCCAACCCCAGGCAACCUGCCAGUCCCUUCCCCAAUGUCCCCCAGCUCUGCUAGCAUCUCCUCCUUUCAUGGAGAUGAGAGUGAUAGCAUUAGCAGCCCAGGCUGGCCAAAGACUCCAUCAAGCCCUAAGUCCAGCUCGUCCACCACUACUGGGGAGAAGAUCACAAAGGUGUAUGAGCUGGGGAACGAGCCAGAGAGGAAGCUGUGGGUUGAUCGAUACUUGACUUUUAUGGAAGAGAGGGGAUCCCCUGUCUCUAGUCUGCCUGCAGUGGGCAAGAAGCCGCUGGACCUGUUCCGACUGUAUGUCUGCGUCAAGGAGAUUGGAGGUUUGGCCCAGGUCAAUAAAAACAAGAAGUGGCGUGAGCUGGCAACCAACCUAAAUGUUGGCACUUCAAGCAGCGCAGCAAGCUCCCUGAAAAAGCAGUAUAUUCAGUACCUGUUUGCCUUUGAGUGCAAGAUCGAACGAGGGGAGGAGCCCCCGCCGGAAGUCUUCAGCACUGGGGACACGAAGAAGCAACCCAAGCUCCAGCCGCCAUCUCCUGCUAACUCAGGAUCCUUGCAAGGUCCACAGACCCCCCAGUCAACUGGCAGCAAUUCCAUGGCAGAAGUUCCAGGUGACCUGAAGCCACCUACCCCAGCCUCCACUCCUCAUGGACAGAUGACUCCGAUGCAAGGUGGAAGAAGCAGUACAAUCAGUGUGCAUGACCCAUUCUCAGACGUGAGUGAUUCAUCUUUCCCAAAACGGAACUCCAUGACUCCAAACACCCCAUACCAGCAGGGCAUGGGCAUGCCAGACAUGAUGGGCAGGAUGCCCUAUGAACCCAACAAGGACCCCUUUGGUGGAAUGAGAAAAGUGCCUGGAAGUACUGAGCCUUUUAUGACUCAAGGACAGAUGCCCAACAGCAGCAUGCAGGACAUGUAUAACCAGACUCCCUCAGGGGCAUUGUCCAAUCUGGGCAUGGGACAGCGGCAGCAGUUUCCCUAUGGGGCCAGUUAUGAGCGAAGGCAUGAGCCUUAUGGGCAGCAGUAUCCAGGCCAAGGUCCUCCCACAGGACAGCCGCCGUAUGGAGGCCACCAGCCUGGCCUGUACCCGCAGCAGCCGAAUUACAAGCGCCAUAUGGAUGGCGUGUACGGACCUCCAGCUAAACGCCACGAGGGGGACAUGUUCAACAUGCAGUAUGGCAGCCAGCAGCAAGACAUGUAUAACCAGUACGGGAGCUCUUACGCCGGCCCAGACCGGAGGCCCAUCCAGGGGCAGUAUCCGUACCCCUACAACAGAGAGAGGAUGCAGGGUGCCGGCCAGAUGCCACCACAUGGAAUCCCACCCCAGAUGAUGGCUGGCCCAAUGCAGUCAUCCUCCAGCGAAGGGCCGCAGCAGAAUAUGUGGGCCGCACGCAAUGAUAUGCCUUAUCCCUACCAGAACAGGCAGGGCCCAGGCGGCCCUGCACAGGCACCCCCUUAUCCAGGCAUGAACCGCACGGACGAUAUGAUGGUACCUGAUCAAAGGAUCAAUCAUGAGAGCCAGUGGCCUUCCCAUGUCAGCCAGCGCCAGCCUUACAUGUCGUCUUCAGCCUCCAUGCAGCCCAUCACACGCCCACCUCAGUCAUCCUAUCAGACUCCACCAUCACUGCCAAACCACAUCUCCAGGGCACCCAGUCCAGCUUCCUUCCAGCGCUCCCUGGAGAACCGCAUGUCUCCAAGCAAGUCUCCCUUUCUGCCUGCAAUGAAGAUGCAGAAGGUCAUGCCCACGGUCCCCACAUCCCAGGUCACUGGGCCACCACCCCAGCCACCUCCAAUCAGAAGGGAGGUUACCUUUCCCCCUGGUUCCGUGGAAGCAUCACAACCGGUCCUGAAGCAAAGGCGAAAGAUGACCUCAAAAGACAUUGUUACUCCUGAGGCAUGGCGUGUGAUGAUGUCCCUUAAGUCAGGUCUGCUGGCUGAAAGUACUUGGGCUUUGGACACUAUCAACAUUCUUCUGUAUGACGACAGCACUGUUGCUACUUUCAAUCUCUCCCAGUUGUCUGGAUUUCUCGAACUUUUAGUAGAGUACUUUCGAAAAUGCCUGAUUGACAUUUUUGGAAUUCUUACGGAAUAUGAAGUGGGUGACCCCAGCCAAAAAGCACUUGACCGCCGUGCAGGGAGGAGAGAUGACAGCCAGUCUUCCACCGACGAUUCUGGGAACGAGGAAGAUGAUGCUGAAUGUCUUGAUGAGGACGAGGAUGAGGACGACGAGGAUGAAGAUGGCGACAAGACAGAACUGGAGGCGAAGAGCUGCACUGCUGUCCCCACUGCGGAUGCUACUGCAGACCCCAAGGAGAAGCCCAAGCAGGCCAGUAAGUUUGACAAGCUGCCCAUAAAGAUCGUCAAAAAGAACAACCUGUUCGUGGUGGACAGGUCUGACAAGCUGGGCCGUGUGCAGGAGUUCAGCAGCGGGCUUCUGCACUGGCAGCUCGGGGGCGGCGACACCACAGAGCACAUCCAGACUCACUUCGAGAGCAAGAUGGAAAUCCCGCCUCGCAGACGCCCGCCUCCCCCUUUAAGCUCCACGGGUAGAAAGAAAGAGCCAGAAGGCAGAGGUGGUUCUGAAGAGCAGCCAGAGAAAAGCAUAGUGGCCACCAUCGAUGACGUCCUGUCUGCUCGGCCAGGGGCCCUGCCGGAAGAUGCAAACCCCGGGCCUCAGGCCGAAAGCGGCAAGCUCCCCUUCGGUAUACAGCAAGCCAAAAGUCACAGGAACAUCAAGCUGCUGGAGGACGAGCCCAGGAGCCGCGACGAGACUCCCCUGUGCACCACCGCGCACUGGCAGGACUCGCUGGCCCGGCGCUGCAUCUGUGUCUCCAACAUCGUGCGGAGCUUGUCUUUCGUGCCUGGCAACGACGCCGAGAUGUCCAAACAUCCAGGCUUGGUGCUGAUCUUGGGGAAGCUGAUUCUUCUUCACCACGAGCAUCCAGAGCGGAAACGAGCGCCACAGACCUAUGAGAAGGAGGAGGACGAGGACAAGGGGGUGGCCUGCAGCAAAGAUGAGUGGUGGUGGGACUGCCUCGAAGUCUUGCGGGAUAACACACUGGUCACGUUGGCCAACAUCUCUGGGCAGCUAGACUUGUCUGCGUACACGGAAAGCAUCUGCUUGCCCAUUCUGGAUGGCUUGCUGCACUGGAUGGUGUGCCCAUCUGCGGAGGCACAAGACCCCUUUCCCACGGUGGGACCCAACUCGGUCCUGUCGCCACAGAGACUCGUGCUGGAGACCCUCUGUAAACUCAGUAUCCAGGACAACAACGUGGACCUGAUCUUAGCCACACCUCCGUUUAGUCGUCAGGAGAAAUUCUAUGCCACGUUAGUUAGGUACGUUGGGGAUCGUAAAAACCCAGUCUGUCGAGAAAUGUCCAUGGCGCUUUUAUCGAACCUUGCCCAGGGGGACGCGCUGGCAGCAAGGGCAAUAGCUGUGCAGAAGGGAAGCAUCGGGAACUUGAUAAGCUUCCUAGAGGACGGGGUCACGAUGGCGCAGUACCAGCAGAGCCAGCACAACCUCAUGCACGCGCAAGCCCCGCCUCUGGAGCCGCCAAGCGUGGACAUGAUGUGCAGGGCGGCCAAGGCUCUGCUGGCCAUGGCCAGAGUGGACGAGAACCGCUCGGAGUUCCUCUUGCACGAGGGCCGGUUGCUGGAUAUCUCCAUAUCAGCUGUCCUGAACUCCCUGGUUGCGUCUGUCAUCUGUGACGUACUGUUUCAGAUUGGGCAGUUAUGACAUAAGUGAGAAGGCAAGCAUGUGUGAGUGAAGACUAGAGGGUCACGUGUAACUGGCUGUUUUCUGUUCUUGUUUCUCCAGCGUAGGAAGAAGGAAAAGAAAAUCUUUGUUCCUCUGCCCCAUUCACGAUUUACCAAUUGGGAAUUAAAGAAAUCAUUAAUUUGAACAGUUAUAAAAUGAAUAUUUGCUGUCUGUGUGUACAAGUACAUCCUUUUUGGGGUUUUUUUAUUUCUUUUGUUUUUUAACCAAAGUUGCUGUCUAGUGCAUUUAAACGUCAUCUUUUGUUUUUCACAGAUUUUCUUUUUAAUGUUCUUUUCCAUGUUGUAUUACAUUUUGGGGAAGCAAAUUGACUUUAAAGAGAAAGGUUUGGCAAAAUAUUCUGAGAUGGGAGCAUUGCACCACACUGAUGCAUAAAGGUGAAAAGUUUAUCAAUUUCUUAAGCGUUUUAUUCUUUGGAGAAUAAAAAAAAAAAUUCCGCAUCCCAACACCCAAAGCUCUGUGCAAUAGAAACGUCUUAGAGAUACAGGGAUAGGCCCAAAGAGGUGUGCCAGUCGGUAUCAGAACUGUGAAGGAAAAUGGCUUCUCCACAGGAAAAUGGUUACACUAGGCUAGGAGCAAAAACAUUGUCUUCUAAGUUAGGGGUGGAGAUACGUACCUGACAGCGAGCAACGGAAAUUGCUUCCUCACCACUAUCGCCAUGUCUGCUGUCUGUCAUUUGGCCCCAUGUGACAGUUCUUCACAAUUCCUUUAAUCAUUUUUUAAAUAUUUUUUUUACUGCCUAUGGGCUGUGAUGUAUAUAGAAGUUGUACAUUAAAAUACCCUCAUGUUUUUCUUUUGUUUUUCUUUUUUUUUAAUUAGUACAAAGUUUUUAGUUUCUUUUUCAUGAUGUGGUAACUACAAAGUGAUGGUAGACUUAAAUAAUUUUUUAUUUUUAUUUUAUAUAUUUUUUCAUUAGGGCCAUAUCUCCAAAAAAAGAAACAAAAAAUACAAAAAACAAAAACAAACAAAAAAAAAAAAAACAAAAAAAAGAGGGUAAUGUACAAGUUUCUGUAUGUAUAAAGUCAUGCUCUGUUUCCAGAGGGCAGCUGAUCACAAGUUGCUUCCUGAAUCAAGGCGUGGAAAUGGUUGCAUAUGGACUGACUUAGAGAGUGGUCACCAGUACAGACACAAAGCAAAACUACAACUAAAAGGAAGAAACACGACUUCAAAGAUUUUUCAGUGACAAGAAUCCACAUUUGUAUUUCAAGAUAAUGUAGUUUAAAAAAAAAAGAAAAAAACUUGUGUAAAUUCCUCCUUUUCCUCUGGCUUAAUGAGUAUCAUUUAUUCAGUAUAAAAUCUUUAUAUGUUCCACAUGUUAAGAAUAAAUGUACUAAAUCUUGUUAAGCACUGUGAUGGGUGUUCUUGAGUACUGUUCUAGUUUCCUUAAAGUGGUUUCAUGGUAACCAAGUUAUUCACAGGAAGUAGGAGAAAUACAGCAGUGUCCUCCUCGUUAAAAACCCAAAGGUCAGAAAGGACCUUUCCGGUUCACCUACUUUAGAGUGGGGAGCAGCAGUUUGAUUUUCUCAAAUCAUUUAGAUAAUUAGUCUUUCUUUGAAGCAAUUAACUCUACGGACAUUGAGGUGUGCUGAUUUUCCUUAUAGAUGGGAGGUGGCUGCCAGCCCACAUGAGGUGAGAUCUCCAAAGCUUACCGGCCUGAAAAUGUAAUGAUCUGCCUUUUACUAACUCCACCUUAAUUUUAAUCAAAAUCCAAUCUAUCCCGUGUUUCUUCUAUGUGCCUCGAAGUUACUCUGCAUUUAGUUUACUCCACCAUGUGUAAUAUUUAUAUUGUACAAUGUUAAAAAGAUAUGUUAUAUUGUAUGUGGCGGACAUAGUGCAAAGUGAUUAUUUCUGUUUCAGGCCAUAUGAUUCUCAUAUCCUUCCUACCUGGUGCACAGUAGCUUUUUAGUACUCGUCAGUUCUGAGUUAAACUUUUUCUUUCUGGGUCAUUGACUGUUAUUGUGUAACAAUCAAUUGCUAAGACGCUGCUGAAUCACUAUGCUGUUAGUGGACCCUUCUUACUCUGAUUCUACCUCUCUCACACCUCUGUCAAUCACAGCAUACGCAGCAACUCCCAGGCCCGCGCCACACUUGUUACCUUGGCUCACCUUACUCCCAGUUAGACAGGAACAUGCAGCUAUGUUCAGAGUGAGACGUGACUCCAGUGUCACAAGAAAAAUAAUCACCCUGCCAGCAGUCUCAUCCUCCAUCAGCUCCCACACCACCUAGUCAGUCUUACAUAACAACACAGCCAAAUAGAUGUUGAAUCAAAGACCCAUUUAUAAUUCUACUUUAAAUACGUCUUCUUGUGAAGAACAGAUUUAAUGUUCCAAGCUUAAAAUACAGAGAUUUGUAAGAGGGAAUUCAAUAUUCUAAUUUCUCUCUUACAGAGUAUGAAUAAAAGGUGUUUGUGAACUCUGAAUUCUUUUGUCAAUCACAAGGGUAAAACCACUAUGAAAAAGACUUGUUGCGCUUUGAGCUGUAGCCGACCCCCAGAGUGCGGCCACAGAGCGCUCUCCCUGUCACGCAGCAGAGGCCCUAGGUCCUCCAGAAGACCUAGCUCCUUUCUCCGCUCUCACCCCACAAUCAAGACUUACCGAAGCCCACGAAGAAUUUACGGCCUGCUUCAGAUCAUCUUGCCUACAAACUGAGUUACUGCUUUGUCCUAAAAAUUAAGUUGGUUUUUUUUUCCCAUGAGGCUUUUCACAAAUUUACAGGAUACCCAUAUUUUAAAAUGUGUACCAAAAAAGAUUAAAAAAAAAUAAUAAAGGUGCAAAGAAAGUUUAGUAUUUUGGAAUGGUGCUAUAAAGUUGAAUCUGUUGGUAUUUGAGUGAAUUUUUUGCAUGUCACGUAAGAGCUACUGGGUGGCAUCUGUUCAAAAAAUAGCCGUGUGAGUGUUUGAGUUGAGAAGGGUAUAGAUCCGUUUCUACUGGUGAAUGUGGCUCUUCACAGUCAGUUAAACUGUUACUCAGGUUGUAAUGGUAACUUUCUAGAAGCAGACAUGGCAGCCUUAUGCAUUGUCAGCUCUUAAGCGGCCCCUUACAGAAAGCAGACAGCCUUUCCCUGACAUGCAUCCAUUUCC